AUACAAAGCAACUAGUGGGACUUCCUUGUAAAAGAAAGAACGAUCUAGGUGUCUCAUGUUUUUGUUCACAGGAGGAAGAUAGGUUUCGCUCAAGGACAGUUCAUGAGGAGCAGAGGUUGUCAUUUGAGCAAUUGAAACAAUAGAGGACAUAAACGUAGACCUGGAGUUCAGUCGAUGCCAAACAAGUUUUGUAUUCCUGAACAAACACAGUGAUAUUAUCUCCUUUCGAAAAGCGAAUGAGCUCAACAUCAAAGCAAAACUGGGCUAUUUCUGAUUGUGAUGCCCAUUUUUGUGAUGUCCUCGUUAUGCUGAAAAUUUUCGUGCCGUUCCACUGCUACGGUUGGAGCUCGCAGAAGUGUUGGGGAGCAGAAGAAGAAACAGCAGGAGAAGCAGGAAAAGCAGGAGAAGCAGGAGAAGCACCAGCAGAAGCAACAAUGGAAGUGCUAACAGUAUCAAAGCCCAUACAGAACAGAGAAGACUUUGAUUCGGAUUCAGAUUCGGAUUUGGAUCUAGAUUUUGCCAGCCCCCAAAAACAGUCUCUUCAAAACUCAGUGGUAACUCCUGGAGAAUUGGUAACCUCAGAUCCAAUGUUGAUGAGAGGCCAUGGAACAUAUUCUGUUGGCAAUAAAACUUACUCUUCAGUUGCAGGUACCAUCUCCAGAGUUAAUAAGUUGCUAUCAGUGAUUCCUCUAAAGUCUAGGUUUCGACCAGAAACUGGAGAUCAUAUCGUUGGAAGAAUAACAGAGGUGGGAAACAAAAGAUGGAAAGUCGAUAUUGGUGGCGAACAGAAUGCUAUUCUAUUACUAGGCUCAGUCAAUUUGCCUGGAGGUAUCCUCAGGAGAAAAUCCCAAAAUGACGAGCUUACUAUGAGAAAUUUUUUAAAAGAAGGCGAUUUAUUGAAUUGUGAAGUGCAGAUGCUCUACAAUGAUGGUGCUGCUGGUUUACAUACACGAUCACUAAAGUAUGGUAAAUUGAGAAAUGGAUUGUUGGUAUUAGUUCCAAGUUAUUUAAUUGUCAGAACUAAAAACCAUAGCUUUGAUUUGCCCGGAAAUGUCAGCAUUAUACUAGGUGUGAAUGGAUUCGUUUGGUUAUACAAGACUCCAUUGAAAACUUCGUUAUCUUCUUCCAGCACUUUAAAAAAUACAAAUCUAAACAAAUUCCAAACGAUGCUAAAUAGUGACUCUUCUAAUUAUACUCCUGGCUCAACAUCGGUUUCAAUUACAAGAUUGGAAGAAGAAUCAACCUGGGAAAUAUACUCUGAUAAAAAUGAUCCAAAUAUCUCCAAUAAUGUCAGACUAAAUAUAGUCAGAUACAAAAAUUGCUUGAAGUGCUUAUCGCAUUGCGAAAUUGGAAUAACUAAAUCAAGAAUUGAACAUGUUUAUGAUAUCAGUUUGGAAUAUGAAAAUUCUGGAAACUUAAUUGAAAUAGAAGUUAUGGAACGAAUAGGCAAGGAUGUUUUAAAUGGCGAGAAAAUGAGAGGUGUAAACACUAGCAAGAUGAUGAGUUUAUAGGACUAUAUACAUUGGAAUCUAGAAAGUUUAUGAUGAAUUUAUCUAGUUCUUUCCCUGUAUACGAUAGUUUUUGUUUUUUGUUUUUUUUGUUUUAAAGAAACAAAAACAAAAAAAAACCAUAAACUGUUUACCAAUAUUUUUAGUCAUUAACGAUACGGUUGUUGCAUUGAGACUUAUAAAUGAUUAUUGAAAAAUAAUCCUAAAAUUCAGGUACGAUAAAGGCUCAUGAUUUUUUAAAACAUUCUUAUGGGUUUUAGAAUCAAAAGUGAAAAGUUUUAUUCAAAUUGAA
This is a messenger RNA of Ascoidea rubescens DSM 1968, 1800 nucleotides long. RefSeq names its product exosome non-catalytic core subunit RRP4 (gene RRP4). Gene Ontology annotation, molecular function: RNA binding. Gene Ontology annotation, cellular component: cytoplasmic exosome (RNase complex); nuclear exosome (RNase complex). Lineage: Eukaryota; Fungi; Ascomycota; Saccharomycetes; Ascoideales; Ascoideaceae. The transcript has a single exon. Bases 237 to 1511 code for a protein of 424 amino acids. The record is from RefSeq and is a predicted model, not a curated record. Gene Ontology annotation, biological process: U4 snRNA 3'-end processing; TRAMP-dependent tRNA surveillance pathway; exonucleolytic trimming to generate mature 3'-end of 5.8S rRNA from tricistronic rRNA transcript (SSU-rRNA, 5.8S rRNA, LSU-rRNA).